Messenger RNA from Beauveria bassiana ARSEF 2860, 918 nucleotides. RefSeq names its product lipase class 2. NCBI's taxonomy places the organism in Eukaryota, Fungi, Ascomycota, Sordariomycetes, Hypocreales, Cordycipitaceae. The record is from RefSeq and is a predicted model, not a curated record. The coding region runs from base 1 to 918 and encodes 305 amino acids. The transcript is spliced from 3 exons.
AUGCACGUCACGAUUGCCUCGACCGCCGCUCUCGCUGGGCUCAUCUUAGCCACGACCUUUGCGGACGGCCAGGCGCUCCAGACGACGAGCAUUGGCAAGCACAAUGACUUUUCGUGCCAGCCUAGCGCCAACCACCCUAGGCCAGUGGUGCUGCUGCAUGGCUUAGGCGCGACCUACUACGACGACCUUCAUGUGCUCGAGGCCUUUCUCCAGAUCCGCGGCUUCUGCACCUUUUCCCUUACCUAUGGCGCCGUCAAGGGCAGUCCCUUUUUGGGCGGCUUCGCGCCGAUAGACGAGUCGUCGCGCCAGAUUGCCGACUUUAUCUACGAGGUGCACGCCAAGACGGUCGGCUAUAGCGAUGGAGGCGGCAAGAUUGAUAUUGUCGGCCACUCCGAGGGCGGCUUCCAGGCGCUCUACGUGCCCAAGUUCCGAGACGGCGUUGCCGCCCUCGUCGACCACAUUGUCGCCAUUGCGCCGCCUACGCACGGCACUCCGAUUGCGAAUCUCUUGUCGCUCUCCCCCCCGCUAGACCACGAUGCCGGCCUCCUCGAAGUGAUUGGCUGCGCCGCGUGCGAUCAACUCUCUAUCGGCGGCGCCAGCGUUGUCAAGCUCAACGACGGCAAAGCCAUUGUGCAGCCUGGCAACAAGGUCACUGUUAUUAUUUCCAAUCUAGAUGCAAUCGUCAUCCCGCCAAAAUCGGCCUUUAUUUACGAGGACGGCGUUGACAACAUUAGUGUCCAGGACUACUGCCCGCUAGACAUCGUCGGCCAUAUUAGCGAGCCCUACGACGUGAAUAUAUGGAACCUGGUCCUCAACUCGCUCGAGAAUCAAGUAGGGCGCAAGUUUCCUUGUCUCGUCGGAGUACAUAUUUACAAGUACAUAUUUACAAAUGUUGAGCUCAGGUCUGCCUCCACAUAG